AGAAUGGUGAGAUGAGAGAGAACCAAAAACACAGGGACAGGACUGGAGUCGAGAAAGUCUCGACCAGACCACCCCUUAUCUGCCCCUCUACAGAGUCUACACUAUACUUCUUUGGUUCCUUUCAAGAAAGAGAAAAAAAAAAGAUGGUCUUGUUGGCAUGCCCUCUACAAUUCCAUGUAAUCUCAUCACGUGUUUCCCAAAACCACUACUUGGGUCGUAGACAACUCUGCUUCAAUGGCGUCUCUUCUUCCUCCUCCUCUUCCAUUGAUGUUCCUUCACUCAGUCCAAUAUCCAUUCAAAGUGUUGAAAAUCCCACAAAGGAUUUGAGCCAAUUGUUGAUGAAGAUUACUCCUUUCACUUCAAGGCGUGCAUUGUUCUCCACUUUGUUUUUGUAUUCUUUUUUUCAUUCCUCAAGGUACUUAGCAGCUCAAGCUUUAGGAGAUCCAACUGUAACCAUUGAUGAAGUUACUCCUACUGUCAUUGCUUCCGGGGAACUCUUCCCUACUGAGAACAGAAUUGUCCAACUCUUUGAGAAAAACACAUACUCUGUUGUCAACAUUUUUGAUGUAACAUUGCGCCCUCAACUUAAUGUAACUGGUGCAGUUGAGAUUCCAGAAGGAAAUGGUUCUGGAGUAGUUUGGGAUAGAGAAGGACAUAUUGUGACAAAUUAUCAUGUGAUUGGCAAUGCCCUCACUAGAAAUCCAAGCCCUGGGGAGGUUGUUGCACGAGUUAAUAUUUUAACAUCAGAUGGGGUACAAAAAAAUUUUGAGGGCAAGUUGAUUGGCGCUGAUCGUGCCAAGGAUCUUGCUGUUUUGAAGGUUGAAGCCCCUGACGAUCUGUUAAAGCCAAUCCUUGUGGGGCAGUCAUCUUCACUGAAAGUCGGUCAACAAUGCUUGGCGAUUGGAAAUCCAUUUGGUUUUGAUCAUACCCUCACUGUUGGAGUCAUCAGUGGGCUGAACCGAGACAUUUUCAGUCAAGCUGGAGUCACAAUUAGCGGUGGAAUUCAAACAGAUGCAGCCAUCAAUCCCGGGAACAGUGGAGGACCCCUAUUGGAUUCCAAAGGAAAUUUAAUAGGGAUUAACACUGCAAUAUUUACGCAAACUGGAACUUCAGCAGGGGUAGGGUUUGCCAUUCAAUCCUCAACUGUAGCCAAGAUUGUCCCCCAACUAAUUCAAUUUGGCAAAGCUUUUCGAGCUGGUUUGAAUAUAGAGAUUGCUCCUGAUCUGAUUGCAAAUCAGCUCAAUGUUCGAUAUGGAGCUCUUGUUCUACAGGUACCGGGAAACAGUGUGGCUGCCAAAGCAGGGCUACUUCCGACCACAAGGGGCUUCGCCGGUAGCAUUGUACUCGGGGAUAUCAUUGUAGCAGUUGACAACAAACCUGUAAAAAACAAAGCAGAAUUGUACAAAGCAUUGGAUGACUAUAAUGUUGGUGACCAAGUAAUUUUAAAGAUUCAGAGGGCCAGUGACAGUUUGGAGCUUCCUAUAACUUUAGAGGAAAAGAGUUCAUAACCCUCAAAUCCUCUUGAGAAUAAUAGCAUACUUUCAUAGUGAGGCGGGGAUGUUUAAACGACAUGUCGUUUUAUGAGGAAAUAUGGAAAACCGACAUCAAAGUUGUUGCGACUAAACGACGCCGAAGUUCUUAUAACGGCUUAACAAAACGACAUCAUAGUUGUUAGGAAAGACUUUUAGAUUAGAUUGGUGUUGAGGAAACAACCCAAGAGAUCUGAUCAUUUGAUACGACAUAGAUAAUAAACUCCUUUGAAAAAUAUUUGUUGAUGGGAAUGGGAAUGUUAUUUAAUUUAAAUUUACCUAAGUCCAAGUGGGUUCAUUUUGAUAAA
This is a messenger RNA of Cannabis sativa, 1837 nucleotides long. RefSeq names its product protease Do-like 8, chloroplastic. Lineage: Eukaryota; Viridiplantae; Streptophyta; Magnoliopsida; Rosales; Cannabaceae. Gene Ontology annotation, biological process: proteolysis. The transcript has 13 exons. Bases 12 to 1508 code for a protein of 498 amino acids. The record is from RefSeq and is a predicted model, not a curated record. Gene Ontology annotation, molecular function: protein binding; serine-type endopeptidase activity.